Messenger RNA from Chenopodium quinoa (quinoa), 2255 nucleotides. Its product is annotated as probable serine/threonine-protein kinase At1g54610. The record is from RefSeq and is a predicted model, not a curated record. Gene Ontology annotation, molecular function: ATP binding; RNA polymerase II CTD heptapeptide repeat kinase activity; cyclin-dependent protein serine/threonine kinase activity. Gene Ontology annotation, cellular component: nucleus; cyclin-dependent protein kinase holoenzyme complex. NCBI's taxonomy places the organism in Eukaryota, Viridiplantae, Streptophyta, Magnoliopsida, Caryophyllales, Amaranthaceae. The transcript is spliced from 9 exons. Gene Ontology annotation, biological process: protein phosphorylation; positive regulation of transcription elongation by RNA polymerase II. The coding region runs from base 25 to 1857 and encodes 610 amino acids.
GUCAUUGAUGGACAUUGUUCGUUGAUGGGGUGCAUAUCUUCGAAGCGGACGGGGUCCAGAACCCCAUCUGCUGUCGAUGAUUUAGAGGGGGAAAUUCGGGUUAAGAGGUCAUUGAGUCGACGUCCUGUGGGUCCCGCCAUCGCUACAACAAGCGGAAGCGGGACCCACCAAGUAUUUGGUGAGACACAAACACAAUUGUUGCCCUUUAAAAAAUCAUCAACUAAUAAUAAUAGAGAGGAUGAAUUAUUUGGAUCAGGAGAAGAGGAUGGAAAGAAGUUGAAGGGAUCGAAGAGCAAAGGCUCUAACUCGAAUUUCUCGUUGAGCUUACGAUUCGGAUCGUCGAAGAGUCAGGUUGUCGCUGAGCAAACCGCCGCUGGUUGGCCUGCAUGGCUUACGGCUGUUGCUGGUGAAGCCAUUCAUGGGUGGGUGCCUCUACGUGCUGAUGGUUUUGAGAAAUUAGAUAAGAUUGGACAAGGUACAUAUAGUAGUGUGUUCAAAGCACGUGAACAUGCUACGGGUAGAUUUGUGGCUUUAAAGAAGGUGAGAUUUGACAAUUAUCACCCAGAAAGUGUUCGAUUUAUGGCAAGAGAAAUUACAAUUCUUCGAAAGCUUGAUCAUCCAAAUAUAAUCAAGUUACAUGGUUUAAUUACCUCUAAGGUGUCUUGUAGUAUUUACCUUGUAUUCGAAUACAUGGAACAUGAUCUUUCUGGCUUGCUCUCUUGCCCUGAAGUCUCGUUUACUGAGCCUCAGAUAAAGUGCUUCAUGCAACAAAUAUUUUAUGGGUUAGACUAUUGCCAUGGAAAAGGAGUAAUGCAUCGAGACAUAAAGACCUCAAAUAUAUUGCUAAAUAAUGAUGGGAUUUUGAAAUUGGCUGAUUUUGGGUUGGCAAACUUCCUAAUGAGCACAAAGUACAAGCAGCCUAAGCUUCUUACCAGUCGUGUAGUCACAUUAUGGUAUCGCCCGCCUGAAUUGUUACUCGGAUCUACUAAUUAUGGACCUUAUGUAGACAUGUGGAGUGCGGGUUGUGUUUUUGCUGAACUGCUCGUUGGCAAGCCUAUUCUUAAGGGUAAAACUGAGGUUGAACAAUUGCAUAAAAUCUUCAAACUUUCCGGGUCACCACCAGAUGAGUAUUGGAACAAAUCUAAGUUACCUCAUGCAUCUAGGUUUAAACCUCAAAUUCCAUACGAAAGUUCACUUCGAGAAAGGCUAAAAACUUUCCCUGAACCUGCUAUCAAUCUAUUAGAGGCUCUCUUAUCGGUUGAUCCUACGAAUCGUGGAAGCGCGGCCUCUGCCUUAAACUCUAAGUAUUUCAAUACAAUGCCUUAUGCAUGUGACCCGUCAAGCUUGCCAAAGUAUCCUCCUAGCAAGGAGAUUGAUGCCAAAUCUCGUGAAGAAUCAAAAAGGAAAAAGACUGGUAGAAAUCAAGAUACCACGACAUCAUCAUCAAGAAUGCAUAGACGAGGUCGAAAAGGAUUGCCAGAGCAAAGCAGCAUUAGCAUGUUAGGACGACCUGGACAACAGGAUGCUCAGGUGAAUAGAAAAUACGCGCGUAGAAACGGGACAAAUGCACUUGUUACUCAAAUAAGAAAGGGUGAUAAUGAGGCAUCAAUGGAUAUGAAAUCAGAUGUUUCUCAGGUAACAAAUGCAUCACAAGGGGAUAUGAUGUUUGGAGGCAAAUACAAUGGAAAGGCAACAACAUUAGCAUUACCACCAAAAAGAAGAUUGGCUAAUAAUGAUGCUGCAAAUUCUACUUCCAAAAAUCAAAGUAGUGACCCAUCUAGCGUAUUGUUUUCAAAUAAAAUGUUAGACCUACAACAUGAAGAAUACGAAGAUGUCCAAGGUUCAACCAAGAUGUGAAAGUGGUACGAACAGGUAUAUAAUUAUGAAGACUCUGUAUAAAGAACAUCUAAUGAAGGCAUAGGAUUGUCACAACUCUCAAGCCAUUUCCCCUUUAGUGGCAAUGAAGAGAUAAGGCAAAGUGGGACAGUAGCAUCCAUUUAAGAGGAGAUGAUGGGACUAUAUUGAUUCAAGCCAUACAUUAGCCUCAUAAGUUUUUAUACAAUAUUCUUCGUUUAAAUUGAAUUUGCGACAAAGUGGCCAAUUCUUUUGAAGAGUUUAGUGAGAUUUUUUGGUUUAUUGAUAUUUUUUUUUCCUUUAGUUUUUACAAAUUGUAAAUUGAGAAAACUAAAAGGAAAAUACUACAAAAAUGUGUAUAAAUUUUUCGUUUGAGAGCCUAUUGUUCCAUUAUACCUCAU